Molecule: messenger RNA, 802 nt
Organism: Zophobas morio
Lineage: Eukaryota; Metazoa; Arthropoda; Insecta; Coleoptera; Tenebrionidae
Product: surfeit locus protein 1-like
Exons: 11
Coding region: 23-802 (259 amino acids)
Cellular component (GO): membrane
Source: RefSeq, a predicted model, not a curated record
GCUUAAAGCCCUUCAGCUUUGUAUGUUUAACUUAUUUACUUCCAGACUUGUCACUUCGAGGCAAGUCUUUCAAAUUAGGAGGGUAAAUACACCGACCGUUCGCCCAAGAAAGCUCGGAACACUUAGCUGUGGUCAACUUGCUUUUGUACUUAUUCCUUUAACUUCAUUUGGUCUUGGAUUUUGGCAAGUCAAAAGAUGGCUUUGGAAGAAGCAGAUUCGUGAAGCCAUUCAGAAUCACGCUUUUUCUGCGCCCGUCCCUUUUAACUUAAACGAAAAACAAAGUACUUAUACGAAAGUGACUUUUUCUGGUGAACUUGUUGUUAAUAAGGAGUUUCAUAUUUUUUCACGUAGAAAUCCACAAAACGAAUCUGAAGUUGGAAUCCACGUGAUCUCCCCCUUUAUUCUGGACUCCGGAGAAACCAUAUUAGUUAAUCGAGGCUUUUUACCUUAUAACCUUAGAAAUAGCAAAGGAAGAACGGAGGAUACAGUAAAGGAGAGACGGUCUUUUGUUGGCUAUCUUGUUCAAGGCGAAAAACCGGGCUUUUUUACUUAUGCCAAUGCCGCAAACAAAAACGAAUGGCAUUGGAUUGAUUUGGAAGCUUUAUCAAAACUGUCAAACACUUUACCUGUUCUCGUGGAUCUUUCUUCUGAAUGUACGCCCAAAACGUCCACCGGAAACCUUUUAUUUCCCUUAGCGGGAUCCACAAAUCUCAAUCCUCCCAAUAAUCAUUUAAUCUAUAUAUUAACUUGGUUUUCAAUAGGCUCAUUAACUUCAUACAUGUUUAAGAAGUUAAUAUUAUAA